Molecule: messenger RNA, 3059 nt
Organism: Xyrichtys novacula (pearly razorfish)
Lineage: Eukaryota; Metazoa; Chordata; Actinopteri; Labriformes; Labridae
Source: the annotation of a GenBank genome assembly
GGUCCUUUUUAUGCCUAGCGUUGAACGACUAGCAUCAAACGAGGUAAGGCCUGGACAAUUUGUGAGAAAAACCUUAUUUAUAUAAAACCAAGAGAUGUCUGAGUCAGCGAAUAUGCAGUACUUUUAGUCUUUUAUCAUAUGUGACCACUAAUUUUCAGCUAGGAUGUCAAUUAUCAUGCAUUUUAAGCGACUUUAUGUAGCGCGUGCCCCAUGUGGCUAGCUAAGCUAGCAUCCUCGCUAGCAUGUACAUAGACAUGUCUGGGCUAAUUCCCAGCAUGCUGAUUUGCGCCUUUUCUCUUCGUUUUUCUAGCAAAUUGGUUAUGAUGGGUGAAUUUAUUGCAUAUAUGCUUCAGUUGUGUGAAACUCUUUAUUAGUGUACUAUGAUACAGGACAGGUUACCACUGUUUGCCGUCUUAAAAGAAACUAACGCCACUAGUUGAUUUCCGCAGUAGUACUGAUGGUCAUGACUGUUUGACUUUUUCCUUCCAGCGACAAGAUGCAGCUCUUCCUGCGUGCCCAGAACACUCACACCCUUGAGGUGUCCGGACAGGAGACCGUUGGACAGAUCAAGGUAUGAAUUUAUAAGCUGUUGACCGUCUGAGACAUUUCAUCUUAGAGUAGUUAUCCUUUAACCUGUAGAACUCCCAGCUAUAGUUCGCUAUUUUAGGUCUGUUGUUUGUAGCAACUCUAUAUACACAUCUUUUUUUCAGGACAACCUCAGCUGUCAGUUUAUGGUGCAAAAAUGAUGUUAAAUGAACGUGACAGUAGAUUCAGAACCAUCCAAGUCAACCAAAAAACAAAAAUGGAAAUUGAUACUAAUAGUUUUUUGCACAAAGCACAUAAAUCUACAGUGACCAAGCCUUUUCUCACCUGCACAUCAUUCUCUUAAGUCUUGGCUAUCAGGAGAAGAAAUAUUGGGAUUAGAACAAACACAACAGAAACUAUUGACAUAUUUACACUAAUUCUUCCAGGCAUUUUUUCUGCUAUUUACAGAUGUUUAUGCCACUCCUUGAAGCAGUUCCUGUCUGGAAUGAGACACAGGGCCACAUCAUUAUGCUCAUAAUCUCUCCUUUGCUUGUUUCCAAACAUUGAGGACCAUUAUUUCUUAUUUUGCAGACAAGCAGGGAACUUUCUUUCUCUUGUUGAUCUUUGGUUGCCUCUUAUUGGACAUUACCGUCGAGGGAACAAUAGAAGAAGAAUAUGAGAUCAUGAAAUUGGACAAAAGUUUGACAGAAAAAGACGUCAUCGAAACAGCUUGUCAAGCCCAGAAGACAUUAGUGGCAUUUAGUGAUGUGAUAAGUAAUCAUGUUUACAUCGGUAUAUCACUGCGGAUUUUCCGUCAAACGUCUCUGAUCAAACGCCUAUUUUUGGGGCUGGAUCGUAAACCUUGUGGUAGGUGUAGAAAUGCCUGAAAACCCUCGACAGAUCACCACAAGGGUACACUUUUGAAAACUUUUUAUCCCAUAGAGAUACACAGUAUAGUUUCCGAGAAACUGUAAACAAUAUUAAUGGUGUCACGUGGGAUUGCCGGCGAUCCAGCGGAGUUCUAAGCAUUAAAGAAGCAUUACAGCCACUUGUAUCGCUUUCGCCCCUGCAACACAUGUCUUCUGUGUCUCUUAGGCCCAUGUCCAGGAUCUGGAGGGUCUCCUGGUUGAGGAUCAGGUGCUGUUGCUUGCUGGUUGCCCACUGGAAGAUGAAGUCUCCCUGGCAUCCUGUGGUGUCACAGAGCACUGCACCCUGGAGGUAGCUGGCAGGCUGCUUGGAGGUCAGUAUACAGAGCAACACAGAAUUAUUUUCUCCUUCUUAGCACCAUUCUUCUUUUUAGCACCUGGUUACUACAGCCAACAAACCACCUCCUUUAAUGUAUUUCGAGCUAUUGUGCUAAUGAGCAUGAUGUCCUCCAUGUCAGUGUUUGAAACAUUUAAAGGAUCCUUAAUUUGUCUAGAAAUUUUCCCUUUUAACAUUUUCUUUUUCACCUCCCCAGGUAAAGUUCACGGCUCUCUGGCUCGUGCCGGCAAAGUCAGGGGACAGACCCCUAAGGUAAGAAGAUGUCAUACUUAUGUCGGUUACCUUGAGAUCUGUAUGAUAAGUACUACUAAAGUAAUGAAUGACCAAAAUUAAUGGGUGCCCAUCCUUGUCUGUUUUUUCCAGGUUGACAAGCAGGAGAAGAAGAAGAAGAAGACCGGCCGUGCUAAGCGUCGCAUCCAGUACAACAGGCGCUUUGUGAACGUUGUUCCCACCUUCGGAAAGAAGAAGGGACCCAACGCCAACUCCUAAAGUGCUUUUCUGCCGUAUAAAGGAGAAACCCGGUCACCCCUCAUCAGUUUUUACCAAGUUCAAUGUUAUCUUUCUGUACAGAAUAAACAAUUUGGCUUGGACAAAAAAGGAGUGUUUCUUAAGGACUGGUUGCUUUUCAGAGGCUUUAUAAUGAAACAGGUUUUCACAAAGGGGCCACUGAGGAGCGCUAUUUUAUUACUUCCUCUGAAUCUUUAAUCUAUGGUUUCUUGAACUUGCAUGAUUUUACCCAGCUCGCCCUUUAUGGUGUAUGUUAUGGUGUUUUAAAAAAAUACAUGACUUGAUAACCAGUUUUAAAGUGUUAAGAUGUCAUCUCUUGAAUUCAGUCAUUGGAGAGAAGUUCUGUUCAUGCUAGUUUUACUAAAUUAUCUGUUCUAACAACAGAUUACUGAACUAGUGUCAUAGUCAAGAUGACAGUUAAACGCCAAGAAUAUUAUUUGGUGGUUGCACCAUGAGGAAGGUUUUAAGGUCUCACUCAGUAGCACUGAACAUUCCCUUUGUUGCAUUCUUAUCAAUUUCAUGCACCAUUUUCCUUCUUGCACUAUUUUGUAAUGAUCCAAUAUUACGGUACAUCCUCUGUUGUUUUUAACAAUCUCAUAAGUAAUAAUUGCAUGAAAGUGUGUUAACUUUGAGUAGUGUUUCUCCCCUAGAGUUCCUCUGCAGAACCGAAGCCAUGUCUUUAGAUGUAGUUUUGUCAAUGCACAAACGGCAAACAAAAUGAACGAUUUGUUUGACACUUCUUGAUGCAGUAAACGGGGUGAUUU